GCUGCUGGUGGGUUUAGGUUUUACCACAAUUCAAAGUCAAGUGUAGUUUUUAAACGAGUCGACCUCCGGAGAACCGAGCCGAGCACUCAGGUCCCCGUAGCCGAAAAAUAGCUCAGUUUGUGGGAUACAAAGUGUUUAGAGGAGCCGCUAAGAACCAGGCGGUACCGGAGCGAUAUAAGCGGCUAUUUGUGCCAUGUUUUUCUAACGGAUUAUUUGAUGAAGCCGACACCUGCAGGAUGAACGGAUAUGAAUCUCCAGCUCUUGCGUCCGGUAUCUUCGGCUCCUACAGCUCUCAGAUCAACGGCCAUGGCUCUCAUUCUCCUGAGCCUCCUAAAAAUAAAGCCAAGUCCCGUGCCAAAGUUCUCUACGAGUCAGAUGAAAUCUAUUUCCUUCGCUCGUCUGCCAAACAUAAAAAGAAAAGUCAAAAACAACGAAAACACUUCACCAAAACCAGCAUCAACAGUCUGACGGACACGUCUCAGUACCACGUGGAGCACCUGACUACCUUCGUGUUGGACCGUAAAGACGGGAUGAUCACGGUGGAGGACGGCGUCCGGCGUCUGCGUCUGCUGGACGCUAAAGGAAAGGUCUGGACUCAGGAGAUGCUGCUGCAGGUGGAGGAGAAGACGGUCAGCCUCAUCGACCAGGAGACAAAGAACGAGUUGGAGAACUUCCCCAUCGGGACGGUGCAGCACUGCCAGGCGGUGAUGAACGCCUGCAGCUACGACUCCAUCUUGGCUCUGGUGUGUAAAGACUCGGCACAGAGCAAACCGGACCUGCACCUGUUCCAGUGUGACCACAUCAAGGCCAACCUGAUCCACGCAGACGUAGAAAGUGCCAUGAUCGAUGCCAAAGGAGGCAAAGUGAAGAAGAGACCGGAGACGCUCAAGAUGAUCCUGAAGAGUGACGGGGUCAUCCCCCCUCCCCCCGCUGCUCCCGCCCCUGAACCCCCGGUAUCGUCCAAUCAGAUGGACGUAAAGAGUCGAGCGGCCGCCUGGUCAGCCUGGACCAAUGAGCAGCACGACUAUGAGAGACAGCAACAGAUACCAGACGAGGACGGAGAGAUGGACACGACUGCAGCCAGAGUGGACCGAGACGUGCAAAUCCUGAACCACGUCCUGGACGACAUUGAGUUCUUCGUCACCAAACUUCAGAAGGCCGCCGAGGCGUUUGGCGAGCUCUCCAAGAGGAAGAAGGUCAAGAAAGGCAAGAAGAAAGGUCCGGGAGAGGGCGUCCUGACUCUACGCUCCAAACCUCCCGGCGAGGACGAGUUUGUCGACUGUCUGCAGAAGUUCAAACACGCCUUCAACCAGCUGGGGAAACUGAAGGAUCACAUCCAGAACCCGAGCGCUGUGGACCUGCUUCACUUCCUCUUCUCUCCCCUCCGCAUGGUGGUCCAGGCAUCGGGCAGCGUGGAUCUGGCUCGCAGCGUCAUGGUUCCGCUGCUGACCCGAGACGCCAUCGACUUCCUGCACGCCGCGGGGACGGCAGAGGAGAGACACCUGUGGGUCGCCCUGGGAGAAGGCUGGACCAAAUGCAGGCUGGAGUGGCCCAAGGAUCAUUACUUCCCCCCGUGUGUGCUGACGUUUCGGGACGGCUGGGAGCCUCCGGCGUUCCCGACGUUCCCGGCGUUCCCGUCCAGAGAGCAGGAGCUGACUCAGCUGGCGGAGAGUCUCGCCAACGCUGAGAUCCAGAGACAAGACGAGCCGAUGACCAGACUGGAGUCGGCGGUGCAGACGUUCCCUCCAGCAGACGGGUACGGUUUCUCCAACGCCUCCUACAAACGACUGAUCCUGGAUCAGGACUCGGCCGCGGCCGCGUUUAGGCAGGCUGCCGGCCGCCGCGUAGACCGGAGUUUCGAUGCCGACAGCAGAGUCCAACCAAACCUGUUUGCCAAAUCUAAAUAUGACUUUGUGGCGAGAAACAACACGGAGCUGUCGGUCCUCAAAGACGAGGUCGUUGAGGUGGUUGACGACAGGAAGCAGUGGUGGAAGGUUCGUAACGGCUGCGGGGCGUCCGGCUACGUGCCAAACAACAUCCUGGAGAUCACCAAAGCCGUGGACAUCACCGGCAGAGGAGAGCCCAUCUACAGUCACACCAUCCAGCUUAUGAUGCCAAAGAAGGAGUUUGAGUUGUUCAAGCAACUACUGGGAGAGUUGAACGAGAAGCAGACUACCAGGACAGACUACAUCCCCAGUAAACCGGUAGCGACUCCCAUGCCGCCCCCACCAGCGCCCACGCCACCCCCGCCGGCCCCCACCAGGCUCCCCACGCCGCCCCUGCCUCCGCCGGCCCCCGAGCCCGCCAGGCCGGCCACUGCCAGCAGCACCAUCAGCCGCCAGAACAGCACCACGUCCAGUGACAUGGACAGCGUCGCCAUGAGGGAGCACAGCAACCAGAGACCGCCGCCCGUCAACCGCAGGAAAUCCAACAUGGAGGAGGUUCAGGACGAGCUGAUGCACAGACUGACUUUGGGUCGCAGCGCUCAGAAGAAGAUUCCGGUUUCUUCUCGCAGCGGCAGCCUGCCGUCCAACAGCAUCAGCUACGACUCGUCUCCUACCGAUGUCAAAGCCUGGCUGACGGCCAAAGGCUUCAGCCCAGUCACCAUCACCAGCCUCGGCGUCCUGACUGGCGCUCAGCUGUUCUCUCUCAACAAGGAGGAGCUGAAGACAGUUUGUCCCGACGAUGGCGCUCGGGUCUUCAGCCAGAUCACCGUCCAGAAGGCCGCGCUCGAGAAGAGUUCAGGCUCUGAGCUCCAGGAGAUCAUGAGGAGGCGACAGGAGAAACUGGCGGCCAGCACCUGGGACUCAGGGGUGGAGUCUUUUGACGAAGGCAGCACCCACUGAUCUCCACACGGCUUCCUCUCUUCCCUCCCUCCCUUCUCUCCCCUUCCCUUCCUCCUCUUUCCUUCCUGCUUCCACUCCAUUUUUUUAUUCUUUUCAAACCGCAGCCUGCUGUUUUGUCGCACUCUUGAUCCUCAGGCGGCGGCCGACCACGCCCAGUUUUUGGAGAUCAUGCGGCGAAGGCAGGAACUCUUCAGCUCGUCUCCAUAGAAAAAUAUUUCAAACAACAACAACCAGCCAGCUGACUGACUGACUGACUGACUUUUGGACCGAUUAUUGAAAACCCAGAGAGAAUAUUCUGCCACGUUUGCCUGGAGUUCAUGCGGACACUUUUUGGGACUGUGGAGGAGUUUUUGUGGCUGCUCAGUAGCUCAUUUUCCUAAGCGAAGCCUCUCAGUGUUUAAUGUUUGGAGAACGGCUGCUAGUUCCUCAGCUUUGGUUUGUGUCUCUCGUGGAUCAUUACAUUAAAGUCACAGA
Sander lucioperca (pikeperch) is the source of this 3320-nucleotide messenger RNA. RefSeq names its product epidermal growth factor receptor pathway substrate 8a (gene eps8a). Gene Ontology annotation, biological process: positive regulation of ruffle assembly; Rho protein signal transduction; regulation of Rho protein signal transduction. Gene Ontology annotation, molecular function: actin binding. The record is from RefSeq and is a predicted model, not a curated record. Lineage: Eukaryota; Metazoa; Chordata; Actinopteri; Perciformes; Percidae. Gene Ontology annotation, cellular component: vesicle; plasma membrane; ruffle membrane. The transcript is spliced from 24 exons. The coding region runs from base 237 to 2846 and encodes 869 amino acids.